Molecule: messenger RNA, 1055 nt
Organism: Ochotona curzoniae (black-lipped pika)
Lineage: Eukaryota; Metazoa; Chordata; Mammalia; Lagomorpha; Ochotonidae
Product: nuclear receptor subfamily 2 group F member 6-like
Exons: 3
Biological process (GO): cell differentiation; negative regulation of transcription by RNA polymerase II; anatomical structure development
Molecular function (GO): nuclear receptor activity; RNA polymerase II cis-regulatory region sequence-specific DNA binding; zinc ion binding
Source: RefSeq, a predicted model, not a curated record
GUCCAACCGUGACUGCCAGAUCGACCAGCACCAUCGCAACCAGUGCCAGUACUGCCGCCUCAAGAAGUGCUUCCGAGUUGGCAUGCGCAAGGAGGCCGUGCAGCGUGGCCGCAUCCCGCACUCGCUGCCCGGCGCGGUGGCCGCCUCCUCCGGCAGCCCCCCGGGCUCGGCGCUGGCCGUGGCAGCAGCGGCGGCCGCAGCGGCAGCAGCGGGAGGCGGCGGCGGCGGCGGGGACCUGUUCCCGGGGCAGCCGGUGUCGGAGCUGAUCGCGCAGCUGCUGCGGGCCGAGCCUUACCCGGCGGCGGCGGGGCGCUUCGGCGGCGCGGGCGCGUGCGGGGCCGGCGGAGCGGGAGGCGGCGGCGGAGCGGGAGCGGCGGGCGCCGUGCUGGGCAUCGACAACGUGUGCGAGCUGGCUGCGCGGCUGCUCUUCAGCACGGUGGAGUGGGCGCGCCACGCGCCCUUCUUCCCGGAGCUGCCGGUGGCCGAUCAGGUGGCGCUGCUGCGCCUCAGCUGGAGCGAGCUGUUCGUGCUGAACGCGGCGCAGGCCGCGCUGCCCCUGCACACGGCGCCGCUGCUGGCCGCCGCCGGCCUGCACGCCGCGCCCAUGGCCGCCGAGCGCGCCGUGGCCUUCAUGGACCAGGUGCGCGCCUUCCAGGAGCAGGUGGACAAGCUGGGCCGCCUGCAGGUGGACUCGGCCGAGUACGGCUGCCUCAAGGCCAUCGCGCUGUUCACACCGGAUGCCUGCGGCCUCUCGGACCCCGCGCACGUGGAGAGCCUGCAGGAGAAGGCGCAGGUGGCGCUGACCGAGUACGUGCGCGCCCAGUACCCGUCGCAGCCCCAGCGCUUCGGGCGCCUGCUGCUGCGCCUGCCCGCCCUGCGCGCCGUGCCCGCCUCCCUCAUCUCACAGCUCUUCUUCAUGCGCCUGGUGGGCAAGACGCCCAUCGAGACGCUGAUCCGCGACAUGCUGCUGUCGGGGAGCACCUUCAACUGGCCCUACGGCUCCGGCUAGCGCCCCCAGACCCGCCUCACGGGGUGCGCCCCCAGGCCCGCCUCAC